Molecule: messenger RNA, 1139 nt
Organism: Limulus polyphemus (Atlantic horseshoe crab)
Lineage: Eukaryota; Metazoa; Arthropoda; Merostomata; Xiphosura; Limulidae
Product: calcium and integrin-binding protein 1-like
Exons: 8
Coding region: 384-935 (183 amino acids)
Molecular function (GO): calcium ion binding
Source: RefSeq, a predicted model, not a curated record
GUAAAAGUAGAGUGUUCGUGCUUUACAGAAAUGUAUACAUAUUGAUUGACGUACAAGCUUGUGAAAGCGAUAACCUGUACAUCUGUUGCACGUGCUAGGUUUAUUGUUAUACACUGCAACACGAUGGAGCCAAGUCGAUUAGAUUCUCUGCUUGCAGGUCUGUAUCAAUCAUAGCCAUUGUAGUCGGUCGACUUUGCCAGAGAACAGCUAUAGGCAUCUAUACCACCAGCAACAAGGCUUAUAGUUUCAACUCCAGAGCUGCUAAUUUAGUGCCAUCUUCAGUGAAGUCCUGAAAAUAACUAUUUCUGAGGUGGUAGUGAUUCGAUCCGAGUCUUCGUGAAAUAAAAACUUUCUGAAAUAAUCUAAUAGAAUAAUACAUCAAAAUGGGAGGUAACCACAGCCAACUGACAGAGGAAGAGCUGGAGGAUUACAAGGAACUGACAUAUCUCACUAGAAAAGAAAUUUUCCAUACUUUCAAAGUGUUUACAAAUUUGGAUCCAGCAGGCGUGAAAAAAGAUAAAUAUAUAAGGAUUCCAGCAGAAACGAUACUCAACUUGCCUGAGUUCAAGAAUAACCCAUUCGCGGAUCGUUUGUGCAAAGUAUUUUCCUCGCAAGAUGAUGAUAAGUUAUCGUUUGAAGAUUUUUUGGACAUGAUAUCUGUCCUGAGUGAUGACGCUCAUCCUCGAAAGAAGGCGGAGUAUGCUUUCCGCGUUUAUGAUUUUGAUGAAGACGGCUAUUUGUCUCGGGAGGACAUCGAAACUUUAGUAAACAAACUGACAAACACCAAGAUGAACGAGAGAGAGAUCAACAGUUUGAUAGACAGUAUUUUGGAGGUUGCAGACCUAGAUAAAGACGGAAUGUUGUCUUUCCAGGAAUUCGAGCACGUCGUGACCAAGUCCAUGGAUUUUAAAAACUCCUUUCACCUUCGUUUAUAAGAAUCUUCUUCGGUGUUUAACAUGACACUCCAGAAGAAAUACAACAAAUCCUGAUUAAGCAGAAGUAAAUCACAAAAGCACCAAGGCAAUUUUCAAUGAAUUUCGGGAACAUUUACUUUGAUUUGUUUGGGCCUAAUGUGUAUUCAUAUCGAAAUUCAAGCACAGCAGCAAGAAAACUAUAAUAAAGGUAUUUGAAAUUUUCAU